Molecule: messenger RNA, 1785 nt
Organism: Oryza brachyantha (malo sina)
Lineage: Eukaryota; Viridiplantae; Streptophyta; Magnoliopsida; Poales; Poaceae
Product: short-chain dehydrogenase/reductase 2b-like
Exons: 6
Coding region: 358-1479 (373 amino acids)
Cellular component (GO): membrane
Source: RefSeq, a predicted model, not a curated record
CCAGGUGAGCACCGUCGUCGUCCACGGCGCCGGCGGCAGUCCAGCGAGCGGCGGCGCACGGAGCCAUCACGUCGGCCAUCGCAAGACGAGGCCGACGAACCUGCAGGCGACAAGACAAGAAGACCUAAAAGGUGGUAAGCAAGGAAGGUCUUGGUAGGAAAAAAAAAGGGGGCAGUGCGGCUUAGGGUUUAGCCCAUCCACCAAACCCUGCAGCCCCAAGCGCCGCCGCCUCCCUCUCUCUCCAUUUUUUUCCCUCUCGCGGGGCCGGCGGAGGAACGCCGGCCAAAUUUAUUAAGCAAAAGCCGACGGCUGGUGCCUCUCUCGGUUAUCUCGAUCGAUCCAAAGCAGCAGGGUGCGAUGGCCGCCGCCGCCGCGAGCUACUCAUCUAGUUCUUGGAGGGUCCGACCCAGCCUAACCCCAUUGCGCUCCCCUCUCCAGCUCCAGCCACACGGACGAGCACAUCGGAUAGCCAUCUUCGCCGCCCGCAUGGAGUCGCGCUCGCAUGCGGCGCCCUCGGCGAUGCAGUCGUCUUCAGCGCUGCACAGGCUUGAGGUAGCAACUCAUGACAACAAAACAAUUCCUGAAAGGCUUGCAGUAGUCACUGGUGGAAAUAGAGGAAUAGGCCUGGAGGUAUGCCGCCAGCUUGCUCUCCAAGGUGUGACUGUCAUUCUGACAGCAAGGGACGAGAAAAGAGGAAAAGAUGCAGUGGAGUCCCUUCGCCAUGGAUCUAACCUCUCCAACAUAAUCUUCCAUCAGCUUGAUAUACUCAAUGAUAGCAGUCGUGCUUCAUUAGCCCAAUAUAUCAAGAGUAGAUUCGGGAAGCUUGACAUCUUGGUGAACAAUGCAGGUGUUGGAGGGGUUGCAGUAGACCAGGAUGCCCUGAGAGCUCUCAACAUUGAUCCCAAGAUUUGGCUAUCCGGCAAAGCAGUCAAUCUGAUCCAAUCAGUGAUCGUACAAACAUACGACGAGGCAGUAAAAUGCCUCAACACCAACUAUUAUGGAUUGAAAUGGGUAACAGAAGCUCUCCUGCCGCUACUGAAGCAAUCGACAUCAGGAGCAAGAAUUGUUAACACCACCUCUCUUCGGUCAGAGUUGAAGAGAAUGCCCAACGAGAAGCUCCGUGAUGAUCUGCGCAACGUCGAAAUGUGGGACGAAGCACGGAUCGAGGCGAUGCUGAAUGAGUUCUUGGCUGACCUGAAGAAGGAACGGCUUGAGGAGGCAGGGUGGCCAACAAUGCUGCCGGCCUACAGCAUGUCCAAGACUGUUGUGAACCUGUACACCAGGAUCCUAGCGAGGAGGCAUCCUGAGAUGCGGAUCAACUGCGUUCACCCUGGGUUUGUCAACACCGAGAUCAACUGGAAUACGGGCAUCAUCCCUCCUGAAGAAGGCGCGAGAGGAGCAGUGAAGGCAGCUCUGCUUCCUCAGGAUGGACCAUCCGGUUGCUACUUCGAUCAGACAGAGCUGGGAGAAGCUUGGUAGCACAAGAUUGCACCGCCAAAUAAGCAUGCCAAAUAACCAUCCUUCCAUGUUAGCUUUAUAAUUAGUUUUUUUUUUUGGGCAAGCAACCACAUAAUUUUCCAGACUUUGUGUAUGGAUGCUUAGAAUCAGUUUUGAGUUGUUUUGCAUGGAUUCUCAGAGAUUCUCAUGGAAUGGUCAACAUGGGAGCUCUUUUAAAUAAGAAAGGUUUUAAAAUAUAGAUUAAUAUGAUAUAUCACUGUAUAAAUAUUUAUGCAGUAUCAAAUUUGACUUUCGCAUGCUUCGGUAAACGAAUACGACUGUAGAUAU